This is a messenger RNA of Oppiella nova, 591 nucleotides long. The record is from the annotation of a GenBank genome assembly. Lineage: Eukaryota; Metazoa; Arthropoda; Arachnida; Sarcoptiformes; Oppiidae.
AUGCGUUUGCAUAAGUCGGUUCAAGAAAUUGAAUUGAUGCAAAUCGCCUCAAAUAUCAGUGCAGAUGCACAUACACGUGCCAUGCAAAAAGUUCAUCCUGAGAUGAUGGAAUAUGCUUUAGAAGCUGAGCUGAAUUAUAUCUUUGGUCAGAAUGGUUGUGUACCUGCCUAUAACAGUAUUGUGGGUGGGGGAAAAAAUGGCUGUAUUUUACAUUAUGUUGAGAACAACCAACCCUUAAAAGAUGGUGAUUUGGUGUUGAUCGAUGCGGCGGCUGAGUAUGAAUGCUAUGCCUCAGACAUCACCCGUACUUUUCCUGUAAAUGGGCAUUGGCUUGGUAUGGAUGUGCAUGAUGUUGGCGCAUAUAAAGAUGAAAAUGGUCAAUGGCGUAAUUAUGAGCAGGGUAUGGUUGUUACUGUAGAGCCCGGUUUAUAUAUCGCACCUGAUGAUGAAACAGUGGAUGCAAAAUGGCGUGGUAUCGGUAUUCGGAUUGAAGAUGAUGUGGUUGCAACUGAACAGGGACCAUUGGUCUUGACCAAAAAUGUGGUGAAAUCGAUUGAAGAUAUUGAAGCAUUGAUGGCAAAGUCAGUAUAA